GGCAGAAAUUUGAAUGAUUCAUCGUCAGCGCAAGGCCAUACGAUUCGAAAAGUUAUCAUGAAUCACCAAGUGAAACCCGAAGGUUCGGUGAACCUCUUCACGAUAGUCCUAUACUCGGUUAGGGUAACCCUAACCGGUAUUUUAUCUUAUGGAAAGGAUCGACAGCUGUACGCCAUCAAUGAUCUAUCCCUCUUAGGUAAUAACCCACAACUCGAAGUACCAAUCAUAGUUGAACUUCCGUCAUGCAUUACUAACCC
Messenger RNA from Ambispora leptoticha, 257 nucleotides. The record is from the annotation of a GenBank genome assembly. NCBI's taxonomy places the organism in Eukaryota, Fungi, Glomeromycota, Glomeromycetes, Archaeosporales, Ambisporaceae.